UCCUAUCCAAUCCAAUCCAAUGAAAAACAUUUGGCGCUCCAACAUUCGAAAUGAAAUGAGGGAAGGUGGUGGUGGUGCGCAUAUUUGCCAAUGUUUAAGCCGGAUAUCAACAUUCCGUCGUACUUCUCCGAUCACAAUCUAUGGUAACAGAGUUAACAAUGGACAUCGCUUUGUUGACGCUGUUUUGGACCUUUCUUUCGGACUUAGCCAACUCGGCGUCAAACCCGGUGACGUUGUCGCCAUCUCAGCUUUCAACAGUGAGCUAUAUCUGGAGUGGUUAUUAGCCAUCACAUUUGUUGGGGGAAUAGUUGCAACCCUCAAUUAUCGAUGGAGCUUCGAAGAGGCUCUAUGUGCAAUGCAAGAUGUGAAACCGGUAAUCUUGGUCACUGACAACGACAAUAGCUCUAACUGGCAUUCAGAUUUCCAACCUUGUUCUGUUCAGUCUCUAAAAUGGCAUGUUCUCAUGGACUCCCACAAUAGAUACAGCUCUGCAGAUAACGUACUAACUACCAAUACGCUUAAGACGCCAUCUCCAAGAUCACAUUCAUUCAACUACUCCUUCAAUUGUAAUGGCGCGGCCAUAGUAUGCUUUACUUCAGGGACUACUGGAAGGCCAAAGGGUGUCAUCCUAAGCCAUUCAGCUUUGAUUAUACAAUCUCUUGCCAAGAUCGCUACUAUUGGCUAUAACGAGGAUGAUAUGUAUUUGCAUACUGCUCCAUUAGGCCAUGUGGGUGGGCUAUCAUCGGCUUUAGCCAUACUAAUGGUGGGAGGAUGUCAUGUAUUGACACCCAAAUUUGAAGCCAAGUCAGCUCUUCAAGCUAUUGAGAAAUUUCACGUGACUUCUUUCAUAACAGUUCCCACGAUAAUGUCUGAUAUGAUCUCAUUAGUCAGGACCAAAGAUAAACAACUAGAGUUACCUAUGGUGAAAAAGAUUUUGAAUGGUGGUGGCAGCCUUUCAGCCAAACUUAUAGAAGAUGCAACCAGUAUUUUCCCUAAUGCUAGACUUUUCACAGCUUACGGGAUGACUGAGGGUUGUUCGUCCCUAACUUUCAUGACGCUUCAUGAUCCUACAAAGCAAAUAACUACAGACAGAAAGUUAAGUUUGGUCAACCAAGAGGGUGUUUGUGUAGGAAAGCCCGCCCCACAUGUUGAGUUAAAGAUCAGCACCGAUGGUUCAAGUCAUGUUGGACAGGUAUUAACGAGGGGGCCUCACCUAAUGAUUGGAUAUUGGGACCAGAUUUCAGUGAAAGAAAAUUUUGGCUCUGAAGGCUGGCAUGAAACUGGUGAUAUAGGGCGGAUAGAUGAUAAUGGUAACUUAUGGCUUAUUGGGCGUUUAAAAGGGCGCAUCAAAAGCGGAGGAGAAAACAUUUAUCCUGAAGAGGUAGAAACUGUCAUAUUAAAACAUCCUGGGAUUUCUGCGAUUGCAGUCGUUGGACUUCCAGAUACCCGGCUAACAGAAAUGGUGGUUGCUUGCAUCCAAUUAAACCACAACUGGACAUGGGCAGGUUCACGUUCAGACCACUUGGAAAUAGAUAACCAGCGUAUAUCCAGUGAAACCCUCCAGCAAUUCUGUAGAACAAAUAAUUUGACAGGGUUCAAAGUUCCCAAAAUAUUCAUAAGAUGGAACAAGAAAUUCCCAUUGACAACAAGUGGCAAGUUAAGAAGAGAUCAACUCAAAGGAGAAGUCAUGCUUCACUUAAAAUUACUCCCGAGCAGUUUAUAAGGUGGCCAUUUAUGGCUAUGCCCGGAAUAGGGUAAACAUAUAGGAGUACAUAUCAAUUCCAUUGUUUUCCAUAUAAGGUGAGAAAUUCAUUCUAUCACAUUGUUUAAUACGUUUAUAAGUAUAUUCCCGGAAACUUGUACACAUAACGACUUGUUUUGACGAGUUUUAUAAAAGCUUAUGAGUUCCAACCAGAAA
This is a messenger RNA of Erigeron canadensis, 1918 nucleotides long. RefSeq names its product 2-succinylbenzoate--CoA ligase, chloroplastic/peroxisomal. Lineage: Eukaryota; Viridiplantae; Streptophyta; Magnoliopsida; Asterales; Asteraceae. The transcript has 10 exons. Bases 20 to 1723 code for a protein of 567 amino acids. Gene Ontology annotation, biological process: fatty acid metabolic process. Gene Ontology annotation, molecular function: medium-chain fatty acid-CoA ligase activity. The record is from RefSeq and is a predicted model, not a curated record.